Ornithorhynchus anatinus (platypus) is the source of this 6319-nucleotide messenger RNA. RefSeq names its product RLF zinc finger (gene RLF). Gene Ontology annotation, cellular component: nucleus. The transcript is spliced from 8 exons. The coding region runs from base 51 to 5774 and encodes 1907 amino acids. Gene Ontology annotation, molecular function: DNA-binding transcription factor activity, RNA polymerase II-specific; DNA binding. Lineage: Eukaryota; Metazoa; Chordata; Mammalia; Monotremata; Ornithorhynchidae. The record is from RefSeq and is a predicted model, not a curated record. Gene Ontology annotation, biological process: regulation of transcription by RNA polymerase II.
GCCCCCGCCCGCCGUCCCCCGGCCUGGGGCCGCCGGGGCUGUGGGCGCGGAUGUGGCAGCUGGAGGCGGAGCUGCGGGAGCAGGAGGUGUCGGAGAGCUCCUCGCGCGGCUACUGCCGGAGCUUCUGUCAGACGCUGUUGCAGUACGCGGGCAACAGGACUACGUCCGAGCACGUGGGGCCGCCGCUGCUGGAAGUGUAUCGACUGGCCAUCCAGAGCUUCGCCAGCGCCCGGCCUUUUCUGACCACCGAGUGCGAAGAUGUCCUCCUGGUGCUCGGCAGGCUGGUUCUAAGUUGCUUUGAGCUGCUGCUCUCGGUGCCGGAGAGUGACCUGCCCAGUGAAGUGUGGGUGCCCUUCCACCAGACCAUCCAGGACUCCCAUGAUGCCUUGCUGGAAUUCGGGAAUAACAACCUCCAGGUUUUGGUGGACAUCACCAAAGAAGGCGUGUGGAAGAACCCAACCCUUCUGAAAGUCCUUUCUCAGCAGCCGGUAGACCCGGAGGACGCCAGUAGGUGGAUGGCGCUAGAAGGCCCGUUCUUCCUGCAGAUGCGAAUCAAGCACUUGCUCAAGUCCAACUGCAUCCCCCAGGCAACCGCCCUGUCCAGGCUGUGCGCCGAGGCCCAGGACUUCGCUGGCACGGCCUCUUUCCGCCUGGCCUACAUCACCUGUCUGUGCUCCCUGCUCCCCAGCGAAGAGGCCAUCAAGGAGAUUGCAAAGUUGGACUGCAAGGAAGUACUAGACAUCACAUGUAAUCUGGAGUCUGAGGGUCAGGAUAACACAGCAUUUAUUCUUUGUACGACUUACCUUACGCAGCAGCUGCAAACUGCAAGUGUGUAUUGCUCUUGGGAGCUGACUCUGUUUUGGAGUAAGCUGCAGAGAAGGAUCGAUCCUUCUUUAGACACGUUCUUGGAACGGUGUCGUCAGUUUGGGGUCAUCGCCAAGACCCAGCAGCACCUCUUCUGCCUGAUCAGGGUCGCCCAGGCUGAGGCAGAAGGAGCCGGGCUGGGCGUGUCCGUGCUGCUCUGCGUGCGGGCCCUCCAGAUCCGGACCGGCGAGGACGACGAGAUGAAGGCGUCGGUGUGCAAGACCAUCAGCUGUCUCCUGCCCGACGACCUGGAGGUGCGGCGGGCCUGCCAGCUGACCGAGUUCCUCCUGGAGCCCAGCCCGGAGGGCUUCGGCCUGCUGGAGGAGCUGUACCUGCAGCCCGACCAGAAGUUCGACGAGGAGAACGCCCCCGUCCCCAACUCCCUGCGCUGCGAGCUGCUGCUGGCCCUCAAGGCCCACUGGCCCUUCGACCCCGAGUUCUGGGACUGGAAGACCCUGAAGCGCCACUGCCACCAGCUGCUGGGCCAGGCGGCCUCAGACUCGGACGGCGACCUGAGCGGCUACGAGCUGUCCCUGCACGAGACGGACGUCCUGGAGUCGUUCCUCAGCGACUACGAGGAGGCCAAGGAGGACAGGGGCUUCCGGAGGCCGGACGCGGCGGAGCCGCUCAAGGAGAAGCCGCGGGACAAGAAGCCCAUCGGCUCAUCAGAGCGCUAUCAGCGGUGGCUGCAGUACAAGUUCUUCUGCGCGCUGUGCAAGCGGGAGUGCAUCGAAGCCCGCAUCCUGCACCACUCCAAGAUGCACAUGGAGGACGGCGUCUACACCUGCCCCGUCUGCCUGCGCAAGUUCAAGAAGAAGGAGUUCUUCGUGCCCCACGUGAUGGAGCACGUCAAGAUGCCCCCCAGCCGGCGGGACCGGCCGAAGAAGAAGCUGCUGGUGAAGAGGGAGCAGCCCGCCAAGGCCCUGGCGCCCCCCGACCCGGACCCCCAGCCGCCCAGCGUCGCCGGGGGGGAGCCGGAGGCGGAGGGGGCCGCCGGGGACCCCCACGAGUACGUCACCUUCCGCAACCUGGAGGCCUGCCGGCUGCAGGACCGCGACCUGUACCCGUGCCCGGGCACCGACUGCUCGCGGGUCUUCAAGCAGUUCAAGUACCUGAGCGUGCACCUGAAGGCCGAGCACCAGAACGACGACGCCAACGCCCGGCACUACCUGGACAUGAAGAACCGGCGGGAGAAGUGCGCCUUCUGCCGCCGCCACUUCAUGACAGCCUUCCACCUGCGGCAGCACGAGCAGGUGCACCGCGGGCCGCAGCCCUACCUCUGCGUCUCCAUCGGCUGCUCGGCCCGCUUCUCCUCGGUCAACGAGCUCCUGCACCACAAGCAGAAGCAUGACGACCUGCGCUACCGCUGCGAGCUGCGGGGCUGCGGCGUCGUCUCCAGCGACCUGGGCCAGCUCUACCACCACGAGGCCCAGCACUUCCGGGACGCCUCCUACACCUGCACCGUCGCCGGCUGCAAGAAGUUCUACUACUCCAAGGCCGAGUUCCGGGACCACCUCUUGGCCCACGCCGCCCCCGCCCCGCCCGCCGGGCUCUCCAACGGCGGGCCCGCGUCCCCGGCCGCGGGGCCGGGGGAGGACCGCUCGCCGCCGGGCUGCCCGGGGGAGCCGCGCCCCCCCGAGGACCCGCCGUCGGGCGAGGGGGCGGCCGGCGCCCCGCCGGAGCCCGGGGAGGCCGCCGCCGGCGACCCGGCCAAGGACCCCGGCGACAGCGGCUCCAGCGGCCGGCUGAGCCCCAGCUCGUCCACCUCCGGCAACGAAGGGGACCCGGACCCCUCCCCGUCGGAGGGGGGCGCAGCCGUGUGCUUCGACGGGAAGAGGUUCACCUGUGGCCUGGCGGGCUGCGGCUCGGCGUACAAGAACGCCCGCGGGAUGCAGCGCCAUCUCCGCAAGGCCCACCCUUACCACUUCAAACCCAAGAAGCGGCCGGGCGGGAGGCCGGGAGACCCCCCUCAGAUCCUCGACCCCUGCCGGGCAGCCGGGCCGCCGGAUGCCCAGCGGGCCUGCUCCGACAGCGGCAGCGAGUCCCCGGACGAGAGCCCGGAGCGGCCCGCCCCCUCGGCCCGGCGGGUCGGGCCGGGGAGCUGCCGCCCGGGGCCCGAGGACGCCAUGUUGGAGCUCCUGCUGGGCCUGAAGCACCUCAGUCUGCAGAACGCCGCCUCGCGCCUCCCGGAGCCUCCGGCCGAGCCGGGGGCGCCGCCGGCCUCCCCUGGCAGCGCCGCCGAGGCGGGGCGGCCAGACGGCCCGGGCGGGGAGGCCGUGUCCAGCCAGUACCUGGCCCAGUUGGCGGCCAAGCCCUUCUUCUGCGAGUUGCAGGGCUGCAAGUUCGAGUUCGUGACCCGGGAGGCCCUGCUGAUGCAUUACGUCCGGAAGCACGACUACUCCAGGGAGCAGGUCCUCCAGCUGAGCAUGUUCCAGCACCGCUACUCCCCCUUCCAGUGCCACAUCUGCCAAAGAUCCUUUACCCGGAAGACCCACCUGCGCAUCCACUACAAGAACAAGCACCAGAUCAGCAGCGACCGGACCCCCCACAAGCUGUUCGGCAAGAAGAAGGUGGUCCAGGCCGGCUCGGUCCCCGGCGGGAGGUUGAAAGGCCGAGCCCCCGGGCCGGUGGCCUUCUGCCCCAACGGGGCCGACCGGGGCGGCUCGGAAACGGACCCGGAGUCCUCCGGCGAGGAGCCCGGGGGCGCCCCGCGGGAGGGCCGGGGCAGCCGCCGGACGGUGGCCCGGGGAAACCUGUGCUACGUCCUCAGCAAGAUCCAGAAGCCGUUCCGCUGCAUCCACAAGAGCUGCACCUCGGCCUUCACCAGCCUGAAGGGCCUGAUUCGCCACUACCGCACCGUGCACCGGUACAGCCGCGAGCAGGUGUGCCUGGAGAAGGACAAGGCCCGGCGCAAGAGGGAGCUGGUCAAGUUCAAGAAGGUCUUCGUCUGCAAGUUCAAGGAGUGCAGCAAGCGCUUCUUGGGCGCCAAGGCCCUCGCCAAGCACUGCAGCGACUGCCACCACCUGGACCAGCUGGAGGGGCCCGAGCCCGAGGGCGCCCCACGCCUCCCCUGCGGCCAGCCCCAGUGCCCGGCCGCCUGCCACUCUCCCGGCAAGCUGCGGCAGCACCGGACCGAGCAGCGCGGCACCGGCGGGCCCGACUGGGAGAUCCACUGCGACCUGGACGGCUGCGGCCGCGUCUUCUCCCACCGCAGCGGCUACUCGCAGCACGUCUUCUUCCGCCACAGGGACUUCUACGAUGGCCUCUUCCGCAGCCCCAAGGCAGAGCCGGGGGGCCUCCCCGGUUCCGAGACCCAACCGGGCUUCCCGGGCGAGGACCCCGAGGGCGGGCCGAGGCCGCCGGGGGCCAGGAGCCGCAAGUGCGGGUUGGUCAGAGAGAAGCAGCCCAUGGCCUUCAAGACCAGGGAGGAGGCCCUGGGCAUGUGCCUGGAGCAGGCGGAGCACACGCAGUACCCGUGCAUGGUGCGGGGCUGCCUGUCAGUGGUCAAGCUGGAGAGCAGCAUCGUCCGGCACUACAAGCGCACCCACCAGAUGAGCUGUGCCUACCUGGAGCAGGAGCUGCAGAGGCUGGUGCUCUGCGUGGAGUACGGCACGAGGCUGACGCCCCCGUCCCCUUUGGACCCGGACCCGGGGGCCGGGGGCCGGGACGGUGAGGAGGAGGAGGGGGAGGGCGGCAAAGAGGAGGACGAGGAAGAGGACGACGACGACGAGGAGGGCGAUGAAGAGGAGGAGGAUGACGACGACGGGGAGGAACCGGGAGGGGAAGAGGAGGAGGAGGAAGCGGCGGCGGCGGCGACAGUGACAGAUGAAAGCAGAGACUGUGCAGCGGGAAGGACCGGGGUCCCCCGCGUCGCGGCGGGAGGCCAAGCGCCUUCCUUCGCCACCCCGGAGGAGGGGAGCCAGGGGCGGGCAGCGGGCACCCCGCUGCUGGGGGCCGAGACUUUUCUAUACCGGAGCACCAUGGGGGCCGCCCAGAGGGUGGGGGCCCCUGAGCCCAGCCUUUGGAAGGCAGAGCAGUCGGUCCUCGGGGGAGCCCAGAGCCGGGCGGGCUUCACCGACCUCCCUUCGCUCCCGCCUGGCAGGAGGGACCCUGGAGAUUGGCGGCUGAGUGCCGGACCGGACCCCGCGGCCAGAGUCUUAGACCGCGUCCCCAGAGAACCUCUGGUCCGCAAGGCCCCGCCGCCCCGCCCCAUCGACCUGAGGACCUAUAAGCCUAUGGGCUUCGAAUCCUCCUUCCUCAAGUUCAUUCAGGAGAGCGAGGAGAAGGAGGACGAUUGGGAUGAGUGGGAGCCCCCGGAGCCUGGGUCCCCGUCCGGCAGCGGAAGGGCGGAGAGCCCCGGCGCAAGGGCGGAGAGCCCCGGCGGAGGGGCGGGGAGCCCUAGCGGGGCGGCGGGGAGCCCCGGCGCGGCGGCGGGGAGCCCCGGCCUGGCGGCGGGGAGCCCCGGCGCGGCGGCAGGGAGCCCCGGCCUGGCGGCGGGGAGCCCCGGCGCGGCGGCGGGGAGCCCCGGCGCAGCGGCGGGGAGCCCCGGCGCGGCGGCGGGGAGCCCCUGUGCGGCGGCGGGGAGCCCCUGUGCGGCGGCGGGGAGCCCCGACGCGGCGGCGGAGAGCCCCGGAGUAGCCGGGGAAGCCCUCCGCGAUGCCAGCUUACCUCAGGCGCCGGCUGAGCCUGCCCUCGGCGACAGGCCAACCGCUGACUCGCCCGGCGGCCCUUCCCUGCAGGACCUGCAGGCCAUCCUGGACAAGGCCCUGACGGACUGCGGCGAGCUGGCCUUGAAACAGCUGCACUACUUGCGGCCAGUGGUGGUCCUGGAGAGGCCCAAGUUCUCCGCCCCUCUCUUAGACCUGUUCCCUCCCAAGAAGGCCGAUGAGCUGUGUGUUGGGAGCUCCUGAGGGCCCCACCCCCACCCCCAUCCCCUGCCCGGGGCAGGGGACGAGGCUGGAUCCGGUUCCGCUCCGGGGGGGCCCGGCGGUCGGCCCGUGCCCCGCCCGAGCCGCCACCGUCCACCGCCCCCCCUCUGACCCAGAUCGGCCCUGGGAAGCGUGGGCUGUUGGGUUCCUGGGACGGAUGUGAUCUCGGUCGGUGGUAUCGGCCCUGUGCAUUAGCCCCGCCCCCGUUGGUUGGUUUUUGCGUUUGGGUUUCUUUAGUUGGUUUGUUUUUCUCCUUCCUUUUUAAAAGAAAAUUGGAACUGUGGUCUGUUUGGUGCUAAUGAAUACAUCGACAUACUGGGGCUUCCUUUUCCAAUUCCGUGUGCAUGAUUGUAUAUGAAACCGACCCCGUGCGGCGGUCCCAGGGGGAGGGUGGAGGAAGGAGGGGUGGACAGUUCUUACUUGACUUGAAUGUGCGCUUUCAGAGCGCUUCAUGUAAUAUAUUGUACACUACAGCAUCUUCUAUUUUUUGAGUUAUGAGUUUCAAUAAAUUACAAUUUUUCACCCAC